AGAAUUGAGCCGCUGUGUUUCUUAGAACUGGAUUCUCAGAACUGGUGAUGCACAGAGUUUCGAGGAAACUUUUACAAGAUUGCGACAGCAUGGCCACAACCGCCGAUGGCUGCAUCCAAUUCACGCGGCACGCAGGCGACGUCCUGCUCAACUUCAACCGCCUCCGCAGCAGGAACAUCCUGACAGAUGUCACCAUACAGGUGGACCGCCAGCGCUUUCAUGCUCACAAGGCCAUCCUAGUGGCCUGCAGUGGCUUCUUUUAUUCCGUGUUCAUGGAUCCUGACAACGCAAGCCUUAGUGCCAUCAGCUUAGACCCCAAAGUGGACCCCAAGGGUUUCUCGCUCCUGCUGGACUUCAUGUACACGUCCUGUCUGAACCUUAACGACAGCGUAGUUUUGGCCACCAUGAACACAGCCGUCUACCUCCAGAUGGAACAUGUGGUUGACACCUGCAACAGAUUCAUCAGUUCCAGGUGCCAGUCCCUGAAUAUGCAGAGUAAAGAAAUGCAGAACAGCUCAUUACAUCUGGCUGAGGAACACUCUGCUUUAAGGCCCAUAGAGGAAAAAGAGGCAGACUUUAGGAAGAAUCGCACGUCAAACACAUCUCCAGUCCAGCAGAGCAGGGGAUACGUGUCCAAUGUUUUCAGGGGGAUCAACACCUCCGGCUCCUAUCAUGUCUACGGUGACCUGCAUGUCACUGCUGUGAAGCUGGAUGGUUCUCAUAAGAUCGCAUGCUCACAGGUGCCAACCGCCAACAUGGCUCACGAGUCCACCACCAUCAUCUCCCACUCUGUCCCAUCCCAUCCCAGUUUCCCCCCCACCAUCAUUCGGCCGCCGGUCGCCCACAGAGGCCUUCAAGGUCCCGCCGCUCCCAUGGAAGAAGACGCCAUUCAUCACCCACAGACCAGCUGUGUGAGGCUAUCUCCAGCCUUCAACAAAGGUGUCAUUUGCAGCCCUCAGAGCCCCCUCAGAUCCGACUGCCAGCCGAACUCGCCCACCGAGUCCAGCAGCAGCAGAAAUGCAAGCAUGAGCCUCCCACAGCCCUCAGACUCUCCCACAGAUGCCAAGGCCCACAACUGGAAAAAGUACAAGUUCAUUGUCAUGAACCAAACUUCGAAAGACGACGGGAAGGAGACGCCGACGGGCAGCGCUGAAGUUGGACCCAUGUCCCCCACACCGAGCCCCUGCAGGAGUGGUGCAGCAGGGGAGCACAGCGACGUGCAGACAGAAGAGGGAGCCAACGAGCACAGAGCAGAAAUCCCCACGUCUCACAGCGUCGACAGCUGUGGCAGCAGCACCUGCAGCAGCAUUAGCAGCCAGAGAUGCUCGUCCUGUGGCUGUGACAGCCCCCGGCGAAUGGAAACAGGUCACCUGUCUCCUGACUCGUACAGCCGGGAUGACGCCAAGCUCCACUCGGAUUACUCAUCCUCCAGUUCUGAAAGCACCACCUUUUUCUGCAACGGGUGUGACUCCAAGUUCAUGGAAGAAGAUUCCCUGAAAGACCACAUGGUCCAGGUUCACAGCGACAAGCCAUACAAGUGUGACUGCUGCCAGGCGGCCUUCCGCUACAAAGGCAACCUGGCCAGCCACAAGACCGUUCAUACUGGUGCAAAGCCAUACCACUGCAACAUCUGCGGCGCUCAGUUCAACCGACCAGCCAAUCUCAAGACUCACACUCGUAUUCAUUCUGGAGAAAAGCCGUACAAGUGUGAGACAUGCGGCUCACGAUUUGUCCAGGUGGCCCAUCUUCGCGCCCAUGUGUUAAUUCACACAGGAGAGAAACCGUACCCUUGUGAGAUCUGUGGAACACACUUCCGUCACCUUCAGACGCUCAAGAGCCACAUGCGCAUUCAUACUGGAGAGAAGCCUUAUCAUUGUGAAAAAUGCGACCUCCACUUCAGACACAAGAGUCAACUGAGGCUUCACCUCCGACAGAAGCACGGUGCCGUCACCAACACCAAGGCUCAGUACCGCAGAUCUGGGAGCAACAUCAUCACAGGCCUGGGGAACUCCAGCUGAGCCCACCACAGUCCUGCCACGUGGCAUUUCUGUUUUCCUUUUUCACCUUGCUGUCAAAAGAUUUUAUUUUUUCUAAAUGCGAACAGAAUAUAGGCUAUUUACUAUAUGUAUUUUUAAGUGCUGCACACUUCUUUAUGUAAGCUCUUUGGUAUUUCAAAGAUCGUAGAAGAUUAUGCUUUGAUUGUGAAUGUUUAACAGAAUGUACGUUUUGAAUGUGAAUUUCAGUCUCUGUUUCUCGGAGUGUCUGCGUUGAAGGACAGUCCUUUUAAUCGAGAAUCACUGUUACACUUUUGCUUCAGAUGUCGGUAUGAAUUUGCCCAGUAAUGUGGUCUUACGGAGUUCUGUUUGAUAAGGCUGCUUCUGUAAAUAAGAUAAUAUAUAUUUUCAAAUUGCCACCUGCUGGCAGAGUACGAACAUAUUUGCGUUGCGUACGAUUUUCUUAAAUACGGUAAGCUUCACUGUUAUCAGUAACACAAAGGCUUGUUAUUUUGCCAUGUCAUAGCUUGUGGUACAUACUGUUAUAUGUACAGACUUUCAUUUAUGCUUUUUCAUGUUUUUUUUUCUUUAGAUUGGGCUCAUGUUGGUAUUUUGCACAUAUUGCUGUAAUCCAUAUAUUUUCGUACCUUUGAAAUAUUUCAACUUACGAUGUUCUUGAGAUGUUGAAACGGCUCGUUAAACCCCAUUCCCAACACUUGAUAUAUUUAUAUUUGAAAAAUGUCCUCGGCUGUAUUUUCUUAACAUUUGGUGCUGCAAUGAUCCUUUUUUUUCCUCAACAAGCUCAUUUUUUUUUUGUAUUAUAGUGCCCACAUACAAACCAGUGUAAUCAAAGUGCCUUUCAUUCACUCUUCUCUUUUGGUUACCACCCCAGACUAUAUAUGCAUUUUUACUUCUGACAAUGUGACAACCACAGUAGUUAUGAACUGCUUUUAUAAUGCAUUUUGCAUAUGGUACUUUGUCUUGGAGUCAUACACAUGACAAGGUACUGUUGUUUUCAAGGCUUAUAAUCCAUUGUGUGUAGCUCUUUGAAUGCAGAUACGCCAGGACUCAAGCUAAAACACUCAGGAAAUGUAAGCAAAUGAAAUGUAAGCAAAUGUCUUUGUACCUGCAAAGUAUAUAUGAGUAUAUAUAUACUUACAUAAUGAAAUAUAAAAUAAAAAGAUAAUUAAGUAAAA
Messenger RNA from Mugil cephalus (flathead mullet), 3190 nucleotides. It is a transcript of the gene bcl6ab, whose product is annotated as BCL6A transcription repressor b. The transcript has 9 exons. Gene Ontology annotation, biological process: regulation of transcription by RNA polymerase II. NCBI's taxonomy places the organism in Eukaryota, Metazoa, Chordata, Actinopteri, Mugiliformes, Mugilidae. The record is from RefSeq and is a predicted model, not a curated record. Gene Ontology annotation, cellular component: nucleus. The coding region runs from base 48 to 2018 and encodes 656 amino acids. Gene Ontology annotation, molecular function: RNA polymerase II cis-regulatory region sequence-specific DNA binding; DNA-binding transcription factor activity, RNA polymerase II-specific; protein binding.